AUGUCCUCAGACAAAAAGCGCAAACGGUCCUCCACCGUUCUCCCCGAUAUCAAGAUCACCACCGCACCCACCACCGACACCCCCCCCAUCGUUGCCACCUCUCAUGGCAUCACCCUCCCCCCAACUCUCCCAUUAACUCCCUACACCCGCACCACCACAACCAGCACCAAAAAGUCGCGCAAGUCCGAGCACCUCCUCCACGGCUCCACCCAGCGAAUCGACUACGAGGGCCGCGAGCUCCCAGAAGACUCCGACUACCACCGCUACUACGUCGGCAUCUUCGACCCCGCCACAAACACCGUUGAGCUGCAUGCCGCGCCCAAACUCCACUUCUCGCGCACAAUCAAGGCGCACGCCGAGCGCGACCGCGAGAUUGACGGGAAGGGCAUUGUGCUGAACAAUCAAGACUCCCGCGCCGCCCUCGGCCGCCAAUUCGGUACCAAGAAGGCGCAAAAGGCCCUGUUAUCCCGCGAGUUGAACAAGAUCGAUAUCAGCGACAUGGACAGGAGCGUGACCACCUCCAUCAUCUCGCAGGUCGAGGAAAACACCAAAGACAUGCCCACUUCUGCGCAGCUUGGCACGCAACAACUCGACCUACGGCCCAUCCCGCCCGCAAACAAGGACGCAACCCGCCCAGAGGACGUCUACAACCUCGACGACAUCAUCCCCAAGGACGAAUGGAGUGUCCUAUGGGUGCGCGAGUGGGAGAAGGGCGCCGGCAGCAACGAGGAUGUAAAGAGUAGCACAAAGUCGCGCUUCGUGGCCACGCGCGUUGCAAAGCUCCUCGCCGCCGCAGCGGCGACGGGGAGAAGUGGAGGUGCAGAGCAGGGGCGGCUGCCGAGCAUGGCGAAGACGAAGAAAGCGCUGGGACUGGAUCAGGUGCUGGUGGAGGGGCUGUAUAGAAGGUUCGCGGAGACGACAAUGUCGGGCGAGGGCGGUGAGGCGAGAUGGGCAGUGAGUCCGUCGUUGUCGAAUAAGCUGCUGUACUAUCUGGCGGUGCUGUGCUUGAUGGCAGACUUUUGGGAGGUGGAUUUGUAUGAGCUGAAGAUUGACUUGGGGAUGCAGAUGCGAGAAAUAACGGCGGCGUUCAAAGAAGUUGGGUGCAGCGUCAAGGAGUACUCAAAAACUCAGUACCUCGACAUGAAGAUGACCAAGGCCGAAGCCACACAGCACAAGCGCGCCGUCCUCAAGAUCCCACUCGAGUUCCCCAGUGCGCCGCGGAGACGGGCUGCUGGCGGGUCGAGGAGGUAA
Messenger RNA from Morchella importuna, 1251 nucleotides. RefSeq lists its product as uncharacterized. Gene Ontology annotation, cellular component: RNA polymerase I complex. Gene Ontology annotation, molecular function: DNA binding. Gene Ontology annotation, biological process: transcription elongation by RNA polymerase I; nucleolar large rRNA transcription by RNA polymerase I; RNA polymerase I preinitiation complex assembly. The transcript has 5 exons. The record is from RefSeq and is a predicted model, not a curated record. NCBI's taxonomy places the organism in Eukaryota, Fungi, Ascomycota, Pezizomycetes, Pezizales, Morchellaceae. Bases 1 to 1251 code for a protein of 416 amino acids.